Penaeus indicus is the source of this 753-nucleotide messenger RNA. RefSeq lists its product as uncharacterized. The coding region runs from base 1 to 753 and encodes 250 amino acids. Gene Ontology annotation, cellular component: extracellular matrix. NCBI's taxonomy places the organism in Eukaryota, Metazoa, Arthropoda, Malacostraca, Decapoda, Penaeidae. The record is from RefSeq and is a predicted model, not a curated record. The transcript has 6 exons.
AUGCGCGUCCCAGGCUCUCUGGCGUUGACCCUGGCGUGCGUGGGGCUGGCCGUGACCCUGCCGGCGAAGUUGGACCAGGUUGCAGCCAGGGCGCAGGGCUACAACCUCCAGCCUCCUCAGCAGAGUGGCUACAACUACGAACCUCCACAACAGCCGGCGAACCUGUAUGAGCUGGGAUCGAGGAGUAGCUCACGCCUACGAGAGAGCUUAAUGGCGAGCAUCCUCAUACCUCCACCCACGCCGGACGCCCACGAGACUCAAACCAGCAAUCUACAGCGCUCGCCCGUUGUUACACUCUUUUGUAAACGCUUGGCACGCCCGGGUCCCACACAAGCCGCCCAAGGCCCUUCCCACGAUAAGAUCCAAAGGCCCGGGCGCCCUGCAAGCCGUCAGAAAUGCCCGACUGCCUCGGUGUUCACGGACGGGCCUUGUAGGGGCAUACGCGAGACGCCCUCCAGGAAGGUAGCUGAGGUCAGGAGUUUGAAGUCUACCCUCAAACUCCACGAAUCUCCGUUUUCUCUGCCGCAGCCCGCCCCGACGCCCGCCGCGCCGGCCAUGAUGGCGGGAAUGCCCUACGACUUCGGCUGGGGCGUCGACGACCCCGACUCCGGUAACCAGUUCUCGCAGAAGGAGGAAUCCGACGGCAAUGUUGUGCGAGGGGAGUACCGCGUGCUGCUCCCCGACGGCCGCCUGCAGAUCGUGCGCUACUUCGACGACGGUUCAGGAUUCAACGUCGACAUCACGUACGAGUAG